CGCUCGCACGUGACGUAGAUGCGAGACGGAGGUGAAUUGAGUGGAAUUUGGAGCUUAGAGAGGCGGUGGAGCUCGAGGUUUAGCGCCAAUUUAAAUCCACUCCUCCGUGACGCGGACGCUUCGAGUCAUCUGUUCCCUACAAGGCGCCAGAUCAGAGCAGGCAGCCCGGCCGGGACACACACACACACACAAACCCGCAGGGAGACACGGAGAGAGAGCACCCACAAUCCACUCCAAGUGCCACACUAUUCUUAUUUAUCUCAACAGUGAACUCCGAGAGAAGCAUCUUGAGGUCUACACGGCAGCCGACACGUUAUAUAGAAUGCGAGGAACACGGGAAGAGACAGAACCCACGUCCACAGAAAAUACAGCGCGACCGAGAAAGAGGAAGGCAGAUGUUGCCAUUUAUUUGCAUGAUGUGGAUGAGGAGGUAGCAGAGAUGACGAAGAAGAAGCAGCGGGACUGCGAGCUGGGCUGGAGUCCCGAUGCCGGUUGCACGAGUCCCCAGAGGUGGAUCCCCACACCAGAUCAGGAAGAGGACCAACCGGUUGCCCUCAUAAACGCGGGUUUCCCCCACUACAACUUCCACAAUGUGCUUGUAACGCCUGUUCGUUGCGCACCUCUUCCUGCACUGUGCUGGGCGAGUAAAGAUGUGGUGUGGAACAACAUGUUGGAGAAGGAUAAAACCUACACCAGAGAUGUGCACGUGAUGGAAAAACAUCCUCAUCUGCAGCCCAAGAUGCGAGCCGUCCUCCUGGACUGGCUCAUGGAGGUGAGUGAGGUGUACAAGCUGCACAGGGAGUCGUACCACCUGGCCCAGGACUACUUUGAUCGCUUCAUGGCCACGCAGAGAAAUAUCUUCAAAUCCACGCUGCAGCUCAUAGGCAUCACCUGUCUCUUCAUCGCUGCCAAAGUAGAGGAGAUGUACCCUCCCAAGGUCCACCAGUUUGCCUAUGUCACAGACGAGGCCUGCACUGAAGAUGAGAUUCUCAGUAUGGAAAUCAUUAUUAUGAAGGAGCUCAAGUGGAGCCUCAGCCCACAGACUCCCAUCUCCUGGCUCAAUGUCUACAUGCAGGUGGCCUACCUAAAGGAAACAGACGAGCUGCUCAUCCCCAAAUAUCCGCAGACCACCUUCACACAAAUCGCAGAGCUGUUGGACCUGUGUAUGCUCGAUGUGCGAUGCCUUGAGUUUUCCAAUGGCGUCCUUGCUGCCUCAGCGCUGUUUCACUUCUCCUCCCUGGAGCUAGUGGAAAAUGUCUCUGCUCUGAAGAGGGUGGAGGUGGAGCAGUGCGUCCGGUGGAUGGUGCCAUUCGCUAUGGCACUGCGCGAGGUCGGUGGCUCUUCUAUGAAAACGUUCACAGGAAUCCCUGUAGAUGACAUGCACAAUAUCCAGACGCACGUCUCCUACAUAUCGUGGUUGGAUAGGGCCUACUCUUACCAGGACGUGGAGUUGGAGCGGCACGUCAAUUGCCCCGUGCCUUCGGGUGUCCUGACUCCUCCCCAGAGCAGCGAGAAAACCGAGGAGUCAGUCCGAGUGGACACUGCAGUGCUGAAGAUCCUACCCAGGAUUCGUACUCCAUCCCCACCAGGGUGCAUACCAAAAUAGUGAGGAAAACACAAGUGGGAUUUGCGGCCAUCUGGAGAGUUUCAGUCUUACAUUUUAGUUGUGGGCGGAAGCAAAACCCAACUUAAGUCUGAACAGCGGUGCCACGGAAGUACCUGGUCACACAGGUACAAUGGAUUUUCAGUGGGGGACAUCUGAUGAGAAUAUCAUAUUUUUUGCCCUUUUACAAGCCAUGCUGAUUACUUGGAUCCAGUUGCUUUUAAAUCUCCCUGUCGGGGUUAGGCACGUAUAGACCACAUUGGAGAAACAGUGAGGAAAUGGUUUGGAUGCCCCCCUUCCACCUUCCCAGGAAUCCUAUUUAACCCUCCAUUAGGAUAAAAACACAAAGCGAAGGGCUGUUAGGGAUGGUCCUGCCCACAAGGAUGGAUAUUUAGAUAUAUAUCUUAAAUUUGUUGAACAGCAUUGCAUACAAAUGUUCGCAUUAACUGCCAAUAACGUGUGUGUGUGUGUGUGUGUGUGUGUGUGUUUAGUGGCCUCAAUUGCCCAAAAACUAUUCCUAGAGUCAUAUUUGGCUCUUUGUGCUGCUAUAAAAGUGGGCUUUGCAUGAUUGAGGGGAAAAGUAGACGUGUCUGAAAUUGUGAUUGUUUUUGUUUCUACUACAUUUUAUUGUAGGGGGACCAGUAGCUUGGCUACCUAAAUGGACAAGUGAACCAGCCAGGCUUCAGAAGCUAAAAUAUUGAUUGUAUUUAACUUUUUCCAAUUUUUAUCCUAACCUGCAUUUUGUUUCCAAACACAAUGUAAGAAUUUUAUUUGACCUUUUUUAAAUAAAAUGCUGCUACAUAUUUUUCAUUUUAGGUAGUUUCUGAAGUCUUAAAUUGAUUUUAACAUUUUGAAAUUGUUGAACAAAUUAUUCUGUUGACUGUUUUCAUGGACUUUAGUAGUGUCAGUGUUAUGAUAGUUUGUAUGCCCUUUUUUAAUGUUCUCAAGAAAAAUGGGAAAUAAACCAUCAAAGCAUCAUAAUACAAUUACAAUCCUUACUACUAUCAUAGUAGGCACAAACCUCAACUUCCUUUAUGAGCUGUAAUCCA
This is a messenger RNA of Pungitius pungitius (ninespine stickleback), 2652 nucleotides long. RefSeq names its product cyclin E1 (gene ccne1). The transcript has 12 exons. The record is from RefSeq and is a predicted model, not a curated record. Gene Ontology annotation, cellular component: cyclin E1-CDK2 complex; nucleus; cytoplasm. Gene Ontology annotation, biological process: regulation of cyclin-dependent protein serine/threonine kinase activity; G1/S transition of mitotic cell cycle. Gene Ontology annotation, molecular function: cyclin-dependent protein serine/threonine kinase regulator activity. The coding region runs from base 323 to 1606 and encodes 427 amino acids. Lineage: Eukaryota; Metazoa; Chordata; Actinopteri; Perciformes; Gasterosteidae.